This is a messenger RNA of Olea europaea var. sylvestris, 993 nucleotides long. Its product is annotated as probable nucleoside diphosphate kinase 5. Bases 57 to 608 code for a protein of 183 amino acids. The record is from RefSeq and is a predicted model, not a curated record. Gene Ontology annotation, biological process: CTP biosynthetic process; UTP biosynthetic process; GTP biosynthetic process. The transcript is spliced from 5 exons. Gene Ontology annotation, molecular function: nucleoside diphosphate kinase activity. NCBI's taxonomy places the organism in Eukaryota, Viridiplantae, Streptophyta, Magnoliopsida, Lamiales, Oleaceae.
AAUAAAUUACUGUUAAAUUUGAUUUCUUUUACUCUUCCUCUUUCUUCAAUUCUCACAUGGAUCUCCAAUUCAUUCGGUUGUUUUCGAGAUUCUUGUUUCUGUGCCUUUUGGUGUCCACUCUCCGUCUUCCCCACAGGAUAUGGGCAAAUGUCAGUACAGAAAAAGAGAAGACCUUGGCUAUGAUAAAACCAGAUGGAGUUGCUGGUAACUAUUCAGAUGUUAUAAAGACAGCCAUUUUUUAUUCUGGCUUUAGCAUAACCCAGGAAAUGCUGCUUGAGCUAAAUGAGGAAACUGUUCGAAGUUUUUAUGCAGAGCAUGCUACAAAGAGCUUCUUCCCAAGCCUUGUCCAAUACAUGUCAAGUGGUCCAGUGUUGAUAAUGGUUUUAGAAAAGGUGAAUGCUAUAUCUGACUGGCGUAAUUUGAUUGGACCAACAGAUGCAAAUAAAGCUAAGGUUACUCAUCCGAACAGCAUCAGAGCCAUGUGCGGGCUGGACUUACAAAGAAAUUGUGUUCAUGGUUCAGAUUCACCCCAAUCUGCUUAUAGAGAGAUAACUUUUUUCUUUAACAAGUCAUCUUCAGGAUAUGUUUCGAGACAUGAUGAACUGUAAAGUUUAAGCGGUCUAUGCUAAAAGUUAUACUAUUGAUACCUUAACACAUCUUACCAAUACAAGUCACUUAAUAUGGACCAUUGCAGUGCAUUUUUGGGUUAUGGGAAGCUGAGGCCGUCUGCAUCCCUUAUGAGAGGCCAUAUUAUAAACUUCUUGUUUCUUGUUUCACCAUUUUUGCCUCUCAUCUGGGUUUUUAAUUAGUUCUUUUGUUGAAAUACCAGAAAAGCUUGUCUGAUUUUAUCUGUAUACCAUUGGUUUGUAAAUAUAUAAAGACCUCUUUAAUAUGGCUCACGUGAACCAAGAAAUGCAUUUGUUCUUAUUAUGCACAUGCUUUUAGAGUGGGGGCAAUAAAUUUUCUACUAUAGAGGCGCACUCCUUUGAAAUA